UUAUACUUGCAAACAUUUCAUUUGUCUUUUUGUAUAAAUGUAAAAGUAAUAUGUAAAUGUGCAUACUGUUUGAAAUAGUACACUCAAAAAUACGUACGUUCUUUCCUUAAAAUAUAUUUCAAUAACGUAGGAUUGGAUUUUCUUCGCAAAGAGAACCACAUUUUCAUUAUAAUUAAUCAUUUUCUCGAAAAUGUGGUCUUGGAAAAGGGGGGAUGGAUUAUUAUUUUUCGCAGGACGAUAGAAUAGAAGGUGAAUUUUUCUGUAAACAAGGGCACUUGCAUUGCGCGUUUCUUGACGUCACUGCGGACGGACUUACGUCACAGCAGCAUAUGGUAUCAUCACCUAGGUAACUCAAGUCGAUUCUAAUUGGUCCGCUUAUGCGCAUCUAUAUGAUACUUAUGGAUACACACAAAGAUCUUCAAGAUUAUUAUUCCCUUAUCUUUAUUGAAUUGAAAAAUAAUGAAUUUAGAUGAAUUAUCGAUAGUUUUAAUCUGAAUUUAUGAAACACACCCAUUACAGAUGCUAAAUAAUUUCAUUUAUUUAACAUAUUCUUAAUGUUCCAUUCUUUUUUUUUUCCCAAUGCCUAAGUCCAAGGUCAUAAUCUAAUCCCAUGUGUAGCAUUUAUAAAUAUUACUGCUGAUAACGAUAGUUGAUUAAAAAUGUCGAAUCUCGUAGCUGGAAAGCUUGCUUUUGUUACUGGAGCUGGAAGUGGUAUUGGUAGAGAAACAUGUCGUAUACUAGCUCGAGAAGGAGCUAAAGUUAUCGCUGUAGAUCAAAAUCUUAAAAUAGCUGAGGACACAGUCAAAGUUUUAAAUGGAGCCGAUCAUAUUGCAUUAAAAGUAAAUGUUACCGAUCUGCAUGAUGUAGAACAAGCUUUUAAACAUAGCGUUAAAAAAUACUCAACUUCUCCAACGAUUAUUGUUAAUUCAGCAGGAAUAACGAGAGAGAAUUUUAUUCUUAAACUCACCGAGGCUGAAUUCAACGAUGUCAUUAAUGUUAAUUUAAAAGGUACAUUUCUCAUAAUGCAAAGCGCAGUAAAAACUAUGAUAGAGACUGGACAAACGGAAGGAAGUUCUAUCAUUAAUAUUGCUUCAAUUGUUGGUAAAACUGGGAACAUUGGUCAGGGUAAUUACAGUGCCUCGAAAGCUGGAGUCGAAGCUCUAACUAAAACAGCCUCUAUGGAAUUUGGAAAAUUAGGAAUACGCGUUAACGCGGUCUUACCAGGAUUCAUAGAAACUCCAAUGAUUGAUACAAUUCCCGAGAAGAUAAAAACUAUGUUUAUUAAUAGAAUACCAUUUAAGAGAAUGGGUCAGCCGAAGGAAGUUGCAGAAGUUAUUACAUUUCUAGCUUCAAAUAGAAGUUCCUAUGUUAAUGGUACUUCCAUUGAAGUUACAGGAGGAUUUCAUUAAAUCAGUGUCUUAAAUUGCUUAUACUUAAUCUCGAUAUAUUUUGUAUUUUGAAAAUAAUUUUGAUAAUUUGCGUAAAUGCAGAAAAAUAAAGGGGUUUUUCAAAUAACAAUAAUCUUAUAUAGAUAGAAAACAAUAUAUAUGUAUAUCUAUAUAUAAUACAUUA
Messenger RNA from Polistes dominula (European paper wasp), 1572 nucleotides. RefSeq names its product (3R)-3-hydroxyacyl-CoA dehydrogenase. NCBI's taxonomy places the organism in Eukaryota, Metazoa, Arthropoda, Insecta, Hymenoptera, Vespidae. The record is from RefSeq and is a predicted model, not a curated record. Gene Ontology annotation, molecular function: oxidoreductase activity, acting on the CH-OH group of donors, NAD or NADP as acceptor; quinone binding. Gene Ontology annotation, biological process: fatty acid biosynthetic process.